AUGUGUGAAGAUAAUUUAAAAAUGGUAAUCAGUAAAUCAACUUUGGUAUUAAGAGAAAUUUUAGUAUUGAUAAUAUUACUUGUGUAUGCAGUUAACGGAAAUGAAAAACUUGCAACGCAAUGCGCUAAUCAAGGCGAACAGUGUCACGAAUAUCAACAAGAUCCAUGUUGUGAUAAGAAUUUCAGAUGCAAAACACGUUUGGGGAUGCCUUGCACGGAUAAUGCGCAUUGUGUAAAUUCAAUGAACCAUACGAUAUGUAAUAGUAACAGAAAAUGUGCAUGUGAUUAUGGCUAUUUUCCAAAGACCGAUAACACGUGUGGACGCGCAUUUAACGCUCACUGUUUCCCUGAUGAACCUUGUGCAACAAUUAAUGCUGUUUGCCUUGAUGAGAAAUGCCAAUGUAAAACCAAUUAUGUGUUCCAAAAUGAUAAAUGCGUUCCAAAGCACUUGAAUAAGUCAUGUGAAGUGUCUACUGAUUGUGAUGAAAUAAAAUUCGCUGAAUGUUCAGAAGAAAAAACGUGUCGUUGUAAAGAUCAAUACUUUGCUUUUAACGAAACAAAUUGUGCUUCAAGUAUAGGUAGGCAAUGCUUCACCGAUAAAGAUUGUGGUAUCAAACAUUCCAAUUGUUGGUUCGGUCAAUGCUUGUGUCAACUUGGUUACAUUGCUAUUUCAGAUGAACAAUGUAUACCUAUCGAACUCAACAGAUUUUGUGUCAAUGAUAAUGAAUGUGAACUAAUUACUAAUGCAGAAUGUUCAGAAGAUAAUCGAUGUGUCUGUAAAAAAAAUUAUGUUAAAACAGAUGUCUCAGAGUGUUCACCAUUGCUUAAUGAACGUUGCACAAAUAGCAAACAAUGUGUUACAGAUAAUUCUAUUUGUAUUUAUAAUAAAUGUCAAUGUUAUUUAGAAAUAAAGUGUGCUCGAGAUGAAGAUUGUAGUGAGAUACCUUUCGCAAAGUGUUCAAAUGCCAAUAAAUGUAUUUGUUAUUCAAAUUAUGUACAAUUGAAUGCAAUGACAUGCGCACCAUUAUUAGGAGGAUUUUGUACUAACGACGUAGAGUGUAAAACUAAUAAUUCAACAUGUUUUGAUAAUGAAUGUGUUUGUACCAAUGGUUAUUCGCCACGUUCAGCAGAUGAAUGUGUACCGAUUUUUUUAGGGCAAUAUUGCAGAUAUAAUAAAGAUUGUGAUAAAAUAUCAAAUGCAGAAUGUUCAGAUGACAAUGAAUGCGUUUGUAAAUUUGGUUAUUCAAAAUUCGAUAGUGUUGUAUGUUUACCGCUUAUUGGAGGUCAAUGUAAUGAGCACAAAGAAUGUCUUGUCUAUAAUUCCAAUUGUGAAAAUAACAUAUGCCAAUGUUUAGAAAAUUACGCACCCCAAUCUAAUCAAAAGUGUCUAUCAACUCAAUUGAAUCAAAUCUGUUAUAGUGAUAAUGACUGUUACGAUAUAGCAAAUACGCAUUGCUCGAGAUACAAUUUAUGUGUUUGUAAUUCAAAUUAUCUUGCAAUAAAUGGAAAUGCGUGUGCACCACAGUUAAAUAUUCCCUGUACAGAAAUAACUACCUGUGCGACAAACAAUUCAACUUGUAUUGAUAAUAAAUGUCAAUGUAAACCUAAAUACGUCAGUAAUGAUUAUAACAAUUGUGUGCCAACACAUUUGGGAGAAUUUUGUUAUGGAAAUGAAGAUUGCAUUAAAAUUAGGAAUUCUAAAUGUAUUGAUGGAAAGUGUAUUUGUAAGAAAAAUCAUAUUGCUUUAAACAAUAAAAAGUGUGGGACAUUUUUAAACAAUUAUUGUACAAUCGACGCCGAUUGUAUAAUUGCGAAUUCGAUUUGUGUUUCGAAUAAUUGUCAAUGUAAAUUUGGCUAUUCAGCGAUAUUCAAUCAUACAUGUAAACCGAGUAUGUAA
Messenger RNA from Microplitis mediator, 1896 nucleotides. Its product is annotated as prion-like-(Q/N-rich) domain-bearing protein 25. The transcript is spliced from 9 exons. Lineage: Eukaryota; Metazoa; Arthropoda; Insecta; Hymenoptera; Braconidae. Bases 1 to 1896 code for a protein of 631 amino acids. The record is from RefSeq and is a predicted model, not a curated record.